This is a messenger RNA of Pelodiscus sinensis (Chinese soft-shelled turtle), 3229 nucleotides long. The record is from RefSeq and is a predicted model, not a curated record. NCBI's taxonomy places the organism in Eukaryota, Metazoa, Chordata, Testudines, Trionychidae.
AUGAGAAAGUCUGGCUUCACUUAUUCUAAGAAAUGGAGGGGUCAGAUUUUGAUUUCAGUUACAGUAUGUAAACCCAAGAGAAAAUCCAUUAUCGCAGUAAUUUCCGUCGCAGCAUUCCUCCUCCUCAUUGUUCAUCUUACAAAUGAAGUAAACUUCCCUUUGAUUCUAAACUGGUUUGGACAAACUGGUGUGAAACGGAUGCCAUUUUCCCACAUACAAAGGCGACCUCUCAGAACUCACUAUGGAUAUAUAAAUGUAAAAACACAAGAGCCUCUCCAGCUUGACUGUGACCUCUGUGCCAUUGUUUCAAACUCAGGUCAGAUGGCUGGCCAGAAAGUGGGAAUUGAGAUUGACCAGUCCUCCUGUGUAUGGAGAAUGAACAAUGCUCCUACCAAGGGUUAUGAGGAAGAUGUUGGGAAGAAGACCACCAUACGAGUAGUUUCUCACACCAGUGUUCCCCUUUUGCUCAAGAAUCCCGAGUAUUUUUUCAAGGAAGCCAACAGCACAAUUUAUGUCAUCUGGGGGCCAUUUCGAAACAUGAGGAAAGAUGGCAAUGGCAUCGUGUACAACAUGCUGAAGAAAACUGUGGACAGCUACCCUGAAGCUAAAAUUUAUGUGACAACAGAAAAGCGCAUGAGUUACUGUGAUGGAGUAUUUAAGGAGGAGACAGGAAAAGAUCGGGUCCAGUCAGGUUCAUAUCUCAGCACUGGUUGGUUUACCUUGAUUCUGGCUAUGGACGCUUGCUAUGGAAUUCAUGUGUAUGGGAUGAUAAAUGACACCUACUGCAAAUCAGAAGCCUUUCGAAAGGUCCCUUACCAUUAUUAUGAGCCAGGAAGAGAUGAAUGUGAUGAAUACUUUCUGCAUGAAAAUGCUCCCUAUGGAGGUCAUAGGUUUAUCACAGAAAAGAAAGUAUUUGCUAAAUGGACCAAGAAGCAUAUGAUAAUAUUUACACAUCCCAACUGGACACUCUCUUGAUGUUGGUUAUUCUUUAGUAGCAUAAUAUUACAAAAAAAUGCCUCUGUUUACAAUGAUCUGACUUACAUUUGAUGGACUUUCUCACUCUAGAUAAACUAAACUAAAACUGGAUGAUAGAGAAGUUGAUGGUUCAGCUGUUAAGCAAAACUUACCAAUUUGUGGAAGGGAGAUGAAUUGCUUGUUUUAUCACUAAGGGUUAUAUACCACAUAAUGCACUUUACAUUUUGACCACAUUUUAAUUAAUUCAAGACAGCAGCAGUUUCCAGAUAACCAUGAUUCCCUGUUAUAUACAUACCUACAGAGCAAUGGUCCUUAAAAGAUGUCCAGUUGCCUUAGGUAAUUAAAAUGCCUAUUUGCAUUUAGUUUACCUCUAGAUUUACAUGACUAAAGAGAACUUCCUAUAGGCAAAUACAAGGGAAGACAGUAGAUUUGGAGGUAACUAUCUAUUUGUCUUUCAUGCAAACUGAAUACAUUUUAAGGACCACCAGUGUGGCAGUAUGUGUACACUUGCACAUGCAUCCACACUCUCUGGGUGUGCUACAAUUAGAGAUGGGCUAAAUAAUGAUUCUGAAACUCUCAGUAACUCCCAUGCACAAAGAUAUUCAUAGGACAAAAGCUCACAAAUAACACACAAGUUCUGAUUACCAACUUACUCCAUCAUCUUGAAUGACAUAAUUCAUUGAAACACCGUCUCAAAUUGUAGUAUUUUUGGAGGAUGUCUCCCCAGCAUCCACCAAUGGUACUUCACCUUUUGGGACAUCACCCUAAAUUAUAACUGCUUUUUGAAGUAAUAGCUCUACAAAUGGUGUAAAAGCACGAGGGUGAGGAGAGUUCUAGGGAUGAGGACAGGAUAUGGAGUUCAUAACUCCUGAAUUGUGAUCGUAGUUUUGAACAAUUUGUUUCACCUUUCCACCUCAGUUUUUUCACCUUUAAAAUGAGGAUAAUAUUGAUCUACCUCACAAAGAUAUUGUGAGGAUGAAUUCAUGGCCAUAAAGUGUUUUGAACAUGAAAAAUUAUACAUAAAAAGUUAUGAUGACAACACCAGUGGUACUUGGCAUACAUUCUUGUAUGCUGGCUUUUUAAGGGAAAGUGGCAGCCAUGUAAGGGUCUAAACCUGCAAGAUGAUGUGCACCUCCUUUUAUACUCUGUGUUCUUCCUAAUACUGAAGUAGUCCCUCAGCUUACAGUUAGAGCUGAGGGUUCUCUGAGCAUCCCAGGAUUAUUGCAUCAAUUUUGCAGUUCUUGAGUUUUUAUACUAGCCCAUCUCUAAUGGAAAUACACUGUUCAAAGUUAAUCAUCAUGUAUUUCAACUGCAGCAGAACCAUUUUUAAUCUGAAAAUAAUUCAACUAAAUGUGACCCUUUUUACUGUAUUUAAAUAGAUGUUGAAGUCUCUUUCCAUUUGAAACAUUUCCUAAGAACAUUUUCGCACCUGGAAUGUCAGCUUCCACACUGUAAUAACCAAUACUGUGAAAGAAGUGUGUGUGGUAUUUUGCACACAGGGAGUACUCACACUAUUAAACAGGAAACUUUGAAUACUUUUGUAAAUCAUGAAAAGGGGAAAGGAAACCCUAUUUUUACAUGUUUGCAAUGUUGUUGUAGCUGUGCUGGUCCCAGGAUAUGAGAGAGACAAUUACCUCACCUACCUUGUCUCUCUAUUUUUUUCAUGUAAGUAUUUGUAUACUGACUGAAUUGCCUAAUGUAUAUUUCUAUAUAUGUAAAUCUAUAUUUGAUAUGUCUAGAGCAUAUAUAUUCUUUUUCAUCAUCAUUAAGUGCCAGCCUUCUAUAAUGAAGAGGAGACACCAUUCCCCUUUGUUGUUGAGAGUGAUGUCAGAGUUUUAUCUCCAUUUCCCUUGUACUAUGCCUCUGGAUUUUUCCAUUACAGCAUCUUCCUGAUGGUUUUUAAAAUAUAUGAGCUUUCUCCGCCUAUUACCUAUUGCGUGCCAUACCCGUACAUGAUUCGUGGCAGGCAUUACCUUGAUGGGCUUGUGGUUAAGGUACUGGACUAAGCCUCGGGUGGUAUAAAGUCAGUGUCUGGCUUUGUCACAAUCUUCCUGUGUGGCCUCAGGCAAGUCAUUUGAUCUCUCUCUGCCUCCGUUUCCCUUUUGAAAAAUGAGGAUUAUCACAUUUCCUCAUCCCUUCCUUUGUCCAUCCUUUUGUUUGAUUGCAAGCUUGUUAAGUCAGAUACUGUCGUGUACCAUGUGUCUGUCCAGUGCCUUGCCCAGUGCAGCCCCAAUCUCAGUUACAAUUAUAAAAA